This is a messenger RNA of Ambispora gerdemannii, 868 nucleotides long. The record is from the annotation of a GenBank genome assembly. NCBI's taxonomy places the organism in Eukaryota, Fungi, Glomeromycota, Glomeromycetes, Archaeosporales, Ambisporaceae.
CUGUUGUGUUGCAGAAUUCGAUGUUGUCGUAAGCCCGAAACGGGUGAAAUCAUUCAAGUGGACAGUGAAUAUCGAACAUGCAAUCCUCGAAGGGCUCAAGAAAUCCAUACGUGUGAUAUACCAAACACCAGCACUUGAAAAUGAUGGAGUAGUGUUCAAUCUAGUAAGCGAUAGCGGAAAAUACUCACCUCGAAACGAUCAAGACCUUUGUGAAAUACUCCAGCUACUCGUGUCAAAAACAGCUUCAAAAUGGACAUUUCCAAAGAUAUGCCAGCUGUAUGGACUCAGUGAAACAGAUGAUCCGUCAUUGUCAGUAUUCCCAUCUUUCAUAUGCGAGUGCAAAAGUCUGAAAGACGAAUAUUCCCAAGCAGUACUUGAACAUCUUAUAGCCGAACUGAAGGCACGUCUCAAGACCAUUCCAAUCAGUGGAAAUGAAGCAUCGAAAUCGCAAUACGUAUGUCUCUACCUAAUUGCCGGGCCAAAUGGGCAUGGUCCAGUCGAUUUUGCGCUAGACUUACUCCGAACCGCAAGAACUGCUGGCGUGACAGAAGUCAAGGACGAAGAUUUUUUCAAGGGUAUCGCUCAAAAUGCUGUCCAACUUGAAUCAGCUUUGACGAAUCGCAAGCGUAAGGCUAGCGAGAUGGAUGAAGAGGGUGUGUUUGUGGGUAAGGUGUUCGGAAUUGUCACAGAUGCGAAAGAAUGGUAUUUUUUAGAGUGUUCGCUUGAUGAUCAAGAAAGGCCGAGAUUUAAACUAUCGAAACCGCUGGUCGUUGUAUAUGAAAACGAGGAUAUGGAAGCUAUGGUGGAAAGGGUCCUCGGUCAUAUUGGAAGAGGUACAAAAACCCGAGGAAUCAGAGGGUGGAAAUAA